Messenger RNA from Salvia hispanica, 3382 nucleotides. The record is from RefSeq and is a predicted model, not a curated record. Lineage: Eukaryota; Viridiplantae; Streptophyta; Magnoliopsida; Lamiales; Lamiaceae.
UAUUACAAAUUUUAAAAACCAUUUCGUCUACAUGUCCAAGGCAAUUCUAAGACUCAUCAAACCCUUAAACCGCCCCAAACAAAGAAUCAAGCCAGCCCUCAAUACUCCCAUCACACCUCAAGUCAAGGAUUUGGCCAAUGAAGUUUGUGAAAUUCUCCGAAGUGAAGACGAAAAGUGGGAAGAGUCCCUUCAAAAUCGUUUCUUUGGAGAGGAUAUUGCUCCAUCUGAAGUUGCCCACCUAGUGUUCGACAAAAUUCGCAACUGCGAAUUGGGUCUCAAAUUCUACGGUUUCAUCUCCCAUAGCAGUUUCCACCUCGAUGGGUUCGCUUACUCCUCACUUUUGAAGCUCUUGGCUCGUUCCAGAGUCUUGGAAGAAAUCGACAGCGUAUUGUUGGAGUGUUUGCAUUGUGAAGAGAAGCGGCCUACUCACGAGGCGUUAGGGUUUGUAAUCCGCGCGUAUGCGGAAUCGGGGUCUGUUUCUAAAGCUCUCGAUUUGUAUUCUUAUCUUCUUAGGAACUACAACACAUUGCCCCAGUUACCGGCAUGCAAUUCUUUGCUUAACGGGCUUGUCGAUGAAGGAAAGUUGGAUGCUGCGUGGCGUGUGUAUGAAGAGAUGGUGAGGAGAGAUGAAGCCGGUGAGACUAGUUGUUUGGACAAUUAUAGUGUUUCUAUAAUGGUGAAGGGAUUGUGUAGAGAAGGAAAGGUUGAGAAAGGUAGAAAGUUGAUUGAGAAGAGGUGGGGAAGGAACUGCAUUCCAAAUAUUGUGUUCUAUAAUAUUCUCAUUGAUGGAUUUUGCAAGAGAGGUAGUCUCGAGAGGGCUCAUGAGCUUUUCGAAGAGUUGAAAGUGAAGGGUUUCUUUCCAAACCAUGAGACUUAUGGGGCUAUGAUUGAUGGGUUUUGCAAAAGAGGGGAAUUUGAUAAGGUUGAUGAAAUGUUAAAGGAAAUGGAGUCGAGUGGUAUUGAGGUGAAUACCAUAAUCUAUAACAAUGUUGUUGAUGGUAGAUGUAAAUACAGCUUUGUCAGGGAAGCUUUUGAGACAACAAGAAAGAUGAUGGAAGUAGGGUGCCGGUUGGACAUUGUGACAUAUAAUUCUUUGAUUUCUAGUGCUUGUAAAGAUGGGAAUGUGCAGGAGGCAGAAAAGCUUUUGGAGGAGGUAAUCAAUCGUGGAUUGGUUCCGAAUAAGCUAAGCUUUACCCCUCUUAUACAUGCCUACUGCAGGGAGCGAAAUUUUGAGAGAGCGUCAUUUCUUCUCGUUGAGAUGACACGAAGUGGACAUAAGCCUGACAUGAUAACGUAUGGAGGUCUUGUUCAUGGGUUAGUUGUUGCUGGAGAAGUUGAGGCUGCUUUGACCAUCCGAAACAACAUGGUGGAAAGGGGAGUUUCUCCCGAUGCAUGCAUUUACAAUGUGUUAAUUAACGGACUUUGCAAACAGAGUAGGUUUGCUGAUGCGCAGCAGCUUCUCCAAGAGAUGCUUGGGCGUAAUGUGUCUCCUGAUUCAUAUGUUUAUGCCACUUUAGUUGAUGGAUAUGUAAGAAGUGGCAACUUUGAUGAUGCCGAAAACCUUUUUGAACUCAUAACAAAAACAGGUGUGAAUCCUGGGCUUGUAGGGUAUAAUGCUAUGAUUAAGGGCUACUGUAAGCUUGGGAAGAUAAAAAAUGCUAUUCUUUGCAUUAAUAAGAUGACUAGAAGAAACAUCACUCCAGAUGAAUUUACAUAUUCUACAAUCAUUGAUGGGUUAGUAAAGCAGAAUGAUUUGCUUGGUGCAUUGGCUGUGUUUGGCCUCGUCAUCAAACAGAAGUACAUACCAAAUGUUGUGAUGUAUACCUCAAUCAUCAGUGGCUUUUGUUGUUGUAGAAAUGUUUCGGGUGCAGAAAGAAUUCUCAGAGGAAUGCAAUCAAAUGGUGUGCCUCCCAAUGUGGUGACUUAUUCUGUAGUGAUAGGUAGCUGUUGCAAAGAGGGAAAACUUGCACAAGCCUCUUCCUUUUUCGAAGAAAUGAUGAUGAGCAAGUGUAAUCCCAAUGAAGUUACAUUUCAUUAUUUGGUCAACGGGCUAUCAAACAAUGCUUCUUCUGUUAUUCAGGGGACACAAGAUGGUGGUUCUGGUCAGCAUAAGCAUAUGCUUCUUGAUAUCUUUGGGACGAUGGUAUCUGAUGGUUGGCAUCCCAUAUCUGCUGCGUACAGCUCAAUUGUUGUAUGUCUUUGUUUGAACAGGAUGCUUGGAACUGCAUUACAGCUGACUGAUAAGAUGUUGAAUAAAGGCUUCCAUCUAGACUCAGUUCUUGAAAUCUUGAUAACCAAUAGGAAACACUUCUUAGUCCGAACAUGUGAUAUCUCUUCCGAGAGUGCAUAGUUGUUAGGGAAUUUGAGGUGGAGCUCUUGUGAGAAACUUUACAUUCCAAGCUAUUUAUUUUGUGAUUUUGUUCUGUUCGGAUCACCUGAUUAUCAUAUUGGAAUGAAUGUAUGCAUCUCCUCAUUUGGUAGCUCAUGUGGUUAUCUCAGAAGCAACUGAGGCACCAACUACCAUGGAAUAAGCACCAGUAACAUAGGAACUGGCAGGUAGUAAGGUGGACAACCCGUUGUCCUGUUCAUUAAAUGAACAAUUUUGUGCCCUUAUGUAACAUGUCAUGGUCGGGCAAGGGAAACAUAGACUGCAUCAUAAGCAUUCUUAUCCUAGUUCAUACUUGAUUCUCCUGCAGUUUAUUGAUAGCAUACUUGGCUUCUACAAUAAGCUUCCUGUUGGCAUAUUCCUAUUUAUGCAGAAAUCUAACUGGUGUUUGGUAAUAAAAUUGCAGAAUGGAUCCACUUGCAGCGAAUAGGCUGAUUCUCUCACCAUACUUCCCUCAACAGACAAGAUAUAUCCAACGAGUGAGAAACUACUGUAUCCAUAUUUCUUGCUGAACCAAGCCAAGCCGAGCUCACCUAAAACAAGCCUUAUUCACCAGGAGAGGUUCAGUAUGGCGUCUUCUUCAAAUUAUUACGCUAAGUCCACUCUGAGAAUAACAAUGAGUUGAGGUUGCUUCUGUGGUUAGGUAUUUUCUUCAUAGAUAGGCAGUGUGGGGAGGGUGACGCUGUGGAUAUCAAAUGAAUAGACCAUGAGGUGUUACUCUUAGGAAUGGCGUUGGCCAGGCUUGGGCAGUGUGGAUCUUCUCAGCCUGGUAUAAAUCAUUGGAGGCUGGUCUCAAAGAUUUUAGUACAUUGUGACAGAUCUAGAUGGGAACAUAGCAGAUUUUUAAGCUUCAAGUGCAAUAUUGAGUUGUUCUUAGUCAUGUUUUUCUAUUUAAGUAUAGAACAUCUUGAAGAGUUUAUUCAUUUUUUUAUACUAGGACUAGGAUCUUGGAAUUUCAACAGAUUUCUCAGCUCUCUGGUUAUUAUUAUUGUACUA